GACCAACGUAGAGCAACACCUAUCACGUAGACACACAUGAACGGCUGCAUGGCGAGCGCCUGCGCCACCUCCACCCCCCUCGUCCCGGCGGGGGCUCCGGCCGCCGCGCCGCCCCCUGCAUGCCCGUCCAAGAACACCACCACCAGCUGCCGCCGGCGCCGCGCCGUGUCGUGCAAGGCCGCGGCCGGCGGCGACGACGGCCGCCUCUGGCUCCCCCGCCGGGACGUGCUCUCCGCCCUGACCGGCGUCGCCGCCGGCCUCGCCGGGUACCAGGGCCUCGCGUCCGCCGCCGGGGAGGACAAGUGCCCCAGGGGCGACAAGGUCACCGACAAGCUGGUGCAGUGCACGGACCCGAACACGAACUUCCCGUGCCCGCCCCCGACGCCGAGGCCCGUCGUCGACUUCAGGCCGGAGAGCAGGGUGCGGCGCGUCCGCCGGCCCGUGCACCUCCUCGACCGGGAGUACCAGGAGAAGUACCGGGAGGCCAUCGCCAAAAUGCGGGCGCUGCCGGCGUCGCACCCGCUAAGCUUCGCGGCGCAGGCGGCGAUCCACCAGGCCUACUGCGACGGGCACUACCGGUACGACCCGGCGGCGAAGAACCGGCCCUUCGACGUGCACUUCUCGUGGAUCUUCGCGCCGUGGCACCGCAUGUACAUCUACUUCUACGAGCGCGCGCUCGGGCAGCUCAUCGGCGACGACACCUUCGCGCUGCCCUACUGGAACUGGGACGCGCCGGCGGGUAUGGUGGUGCCGCCGCUCUUCAGGGACUCCUUCGACAACCCGCUGGGCAACCGGUACCGCGAGCAGCGGCGCCUCGACAAGCUGGUCGACCUCGACCUCGGCUUCCUCGACCCAGGGGCCACGCUCAUCCCUUUCAACGGGCCACAUGACAAGAAAUACGAGGAAGCCGUCAACAAAAACCUCUGCACCGUCUACCAGCAGCAAAUUCGGGGCGGCAAGGGCGCGCGGUGUUUCCUCGGCGAGAGGUUCUGCAGCAACAUCGAGGACGCGGACGAAGGGUGCCAGGGCACGCUGGAGCGGAUGGCGCACACCGCCAUGCACGCCUGGGUCGGCCGGACGCCGCCGGAGGGCGCCCCAUGCAACGCCGACACCGGCGGCGUCAUGGGGCACGACGGCAACUACCACUGCGAAAACGACAUGGGUUUCCUCGGCUCGGCGGGGCAGGACCCGCUCUUCUACUCGCACCACGCCAACGUCGACCGCAUGUGGCACCUCUGGUCCACCAAGCUCGGCGGCGAGGGCUUCAAGGACCCGGAGUGGCUGGACGCCAGCUUCGUCUUCUACGACGACGUCGCGAACCCGCGGCCGGUGCGCAUCAAGUUCCGCGACGUGCUCGACACGCGCAACCUCGGUUACACGUACGACGCCGAGUCGGAGGCGGACCUGCCGUGGCUGAGGUGCAGGCUCACCUCGCUGGUGCCCCACGGCAAGGGCAGCGCCCCGCGGCCGGCGCCAAGGAAGGCGGGGCCGACGUUCCCGGUGACCUUGAGGAGGAGCCGGGUCGUGGAGGUGCCGGCGGUGCCAGUGCCGGCGAAGCAGCCGGGGCAGCAGCGGGUGCUGGUGAUCCGAGGCAUCGAGUACGACCCCAGCGCGCAGAACAAGUUCGACGUGGCCAUCAACGUGCCCGCGGACCAGGCCCUCAAGGUGGGGCCGGAGAACUACGAGUACGCCGGCAGCUUCGCCGUCGUGCCGAGCUCCAAGGCCGGUGGCGGCACGCUCCAGGGGAAGCUUGCUCUCCCCAUCGACGAGGUGCUGGCCGACAUCGAGGCCGACGGGGAUAGCGCCGUCGACGUCGUGAUCGUGCCGCGCACGGGAGGAGAGAUCAAGCUCAAGCUUUGCCCGACGAUCCAGAACCAGAACUUCUAGAUAGAGAGGUCAUUGCAAACACCGUACUACUGGUUAGCACCGGUGUCCUCGCAAAAAAAAAAAAAUUCAGAUGUAGUGCGUGCUUGUAGCAUUUCGUCGUGUUAGUUUUAAAUAAAGGGACCUGCUUCUAUCCUAUCGUUUGCAGUCG
This is a messenger RNA of Panicum hallii, 2035 nucleotides long. RefSeq names its product polyphenol oxidase I, chloroplastic-like. The record is from RefSeq and is a predicted model, not a curated record. Gene Ontology annotation, molecular function: catechol oxidase activity. Lineage: Eukaryota; Viridiplantae; Streptophyta; Magnoliopsida; Poales; Poaceae. Bases 37 to 1887 code for a protein of 616 amino acids. The transcript has 2 exons.